This is a messenger RNA of Gossypium raimondii (Peruvian cotton), 1292 nucleotides long. Its product is annotated as protein BASIC PENTACYSTEINE7. The transcript is spliced from 2 exons. Gene Ontology annotation, molecular function: DNA-binding transcription factor activity; sequence-specific DNA binding. Gene Ontology annotation, cellular component: nucleus. Gene Ontology annotation, biological process: response to ethylene. The record is from RefSeq and is a predicted model, not a curated record. The coding region runs from base 404 to 1108 and encodes 234 amino acids. Lineage: Eukaryota; Viridiplantae; Streptophyta; Magnoliopsida; Malvales; Malvaceae.
UUUUAGUGCUUAAUAUCUUCAUUCCUUGAUGGUUUCUUACCUUAUGGUCGCUAGUUGUAAAAAGUUCUCUCUUUUUUCCCCCCUAAACCUGAAGUCUUUUGCCUUUGAUUUUUCAGGCUGAGAUAUGGGUUUAUGCGGUUUGUUAUUAGGUGGUUUUUAUCUUCUAUGGUUGCUUUGAUGCUUUCCCUCAAAUGGGUUUUUGUUAGUAGAUCAGGGUUUCGGGUUGUUUCAUCUCAAUGGGUCAGGCUUUUGCCUUUUAUUUGUUUGUUUUGAGAUGAGGUUUGUGUGGAAUGUUCCUGUUCCAGGUAGCCAUUUACUUCGGUUGAGAUAGCUUUAUCCCCAUGUAGUCUGCUAUGGUUUUUUAUUCUUCAGUUUCUUGGAAUUUGGAGCUCAAGUAAUAGCUAUGAAGAUGAGGUCUUACUCCGAUAAGAACGUGAUGCCUGAAACUGAAAUAGGAUCAACCGGUUCACCUUUUUCUUGGCUUUAUCAUUACAACCCCACAUCCAAACCUGGCUUUAGUUCUCUGCAACGAACUGGAAUACACCAUGAACCUGGUCUUGUUGUUUCUCCCAUUCGUACCAUUGCUGCCACAACUGAAUCAGGGAACAACAAUGAUUUGGGGACUAAAACUACAAAGGUGGGGAAACAGAAGUCUUCUGUGAAGGGUUCUAAUCAAAUAGCUCCCAAGGUUCUGGGACCAAAGCAGCCCAUGAAGAAACCCUCCCUUCCUAAGAAGGGAAAGGGACCAAGCAUUCCGGAAACUAAACGCGAGAAGAAAAAUCCCAACAUCAAUCUUGAUGGAACGAAGUUUGAUUUCUCUGGGGUGCCUUCCCCCAUUUGCUCUUGUACAGGUGUUGCAAGAGUGUGCUACAAGUGGGGUGCCAGUGGUUGGCAAUCCUCAUGUUGUACCAUCAAUAUAUCAGAAUGUCCACUUCCCAUGAGUCCCACCAGGCCUGGUGCUCGUGUGGCUGGGAGAAAAAUGAGCAAUGGAGCAUAUUUCAAACUUCUUCUGAGACUUGCAGCUGAAGGUUAUGAUCUUUCUCAUCCUGUUGACUUGAAAGACCACUGGGCUAGGCAUGGUACAAACAAGUUCGUUACAAUCAAAUAGAGAUGCAGAUGGCUGGGAGCUGAGCAUAAUAUCAGUAGUUUCAAAUAUUUAGUACCCUGCUUUCUAGUUUGAAUGUAAUUUACUGUUAUACCCUAGAGAUGAUCCGACAACUCGGAUUGUAAAUACUGUCUCUCUUGACUUUGGCUAAAACUUAGAAGGGUAUGCUGUUACUUUGCGUUUGGAA